GGCAAGAAGGCAAGGGAGGCAGCCAUGUCGCGCGACGCCGAAGAAGUCAACAAGCUCACCGAGAACACCUACAAAAAUGUUAUGGAACAGUUCAAUCCCGGGCUGCGGAAUUUAAUAAACCUGGGCAAGAACUAUGAAAAGGCCGUCAGCGCGAUGAUCCUGGCGGGGAGGUCCUACUACGACGGCGUCGCCAAAAUCGGAGACAUUGCCGUCGCGUCGCCUGUUUCUAAAGAACUGGGACACAUCCUCAUAGAGAUUUCUAUCGCACAGAAGAAACUCAAUGACAGAUUAGACGAAAGUUUCAAGAAAUUCCAUAAAGAGAUCAUAUCUGAGCUGGAGAAGAAAACCGAACUCGACGUCAAAUACAUGAACUAUGUGGAAACGGUGACUUGUCGGCAAAGCGACAUCCAGAGGUUCAUUGCCGAAGGCUGCCGGGAGGCUCUCCUGGAAGAGAAGAAGAGGUUCUGCUUCCUCGUUGACAAGCACUGCAGUUUCGCUCAGCAUAUGCACUACUAUCAUGUGGAGUGCUCGGAGCUGCUGAGCGCCAAGUUGCCCGGGUGGCAGGAGACCUGCGGGGACGCCACCAAAGUGCCGGAGAAGGUCAUGACGAUGAUCGAGGAGAUCCGCACCCCGGGAUCCACGCCCGUCUCCGGGACGCCCGUCCCCUCGCCCAUGAUCGAGAGGAACAGCCUGAUGCUGAUCGGGAACCACUACGACUCGGUGCAGAGGACGUCGCCCAAAGUGCCGCCUGCGCCCGCCGGAAGGGCCUUCACCAGCCCCUUGGUCGACAUGUUCAACCACCCCCCCACCGCCACGAAGGCCGGCCCCGACAGGAUGGACCAGGCCACAGACCGUGGUGAGGACUCCAGCCUGUCGCGCUCGGCCUCGGUGGCCACAGGGCUGAACAUGAUGAGGAGGCCACGCGUGAGGACCAUCUUCCCGCACACGGCCGGGAGCAACAAGACGCUGCUCAGCUUCGCCCAGGGAGACACCAUCACGCUCCUGGUCGCCGAGGAACGCGACGGCUGGCUCUACGGGGAGCACGACGGCACCAAAGUGAAAGGAUGGUUCCCCUCGUCGUACACAAAGCCGCUGGAAGAUCCCGUGGAGGCCGUUCCCGUGCCCGCACCAAGCGCGUCGGUGCCCGUCCGCAGCGUCAGCUCCGUCAACCUGGCCGAGAGGAGCGCGGUCGUCCUUCCGCCGGCAGAUUACUUGUCCGCCGGCGGGCACGCCAAGGCCGCCUCGGAAGGAAGAGUGGACGCCACGGCGGCCAAGAACAAGGCCCUGAUGAAAAGCCCGCUGGCCAAAGCGGAAGACGCGGCCGCCAUCCACAAACCGGACAUGAAUGGCAUCGGGAAGCCUCCGUUCCUCAGUGGCGAAAACCCCUUUGCGACGGUGAAGCUCCGCCCAACCGUCACCAAUGACCGGUCGGCCCCGAUCCUCCGAUGAGCGAGACGCCCCUCCUUGUAAAUCGCGAGACGUCGUGGGCAACAUGGAUCCGUGUUCUGCCUGGCCUUUGGGAAAGUGUAUUUAAGUGCAACGAGUGUGUACAGUAGAAAGCAAAGGGUUUCCUCGCCCUCAAGCAUGGCUGCUUCCUCCGUUUGCUAAUUAUUAUUAUUAUUGAUGAUGAUGAUGAUGAUGCUGAAACCCCUUGAUUGGGUCUAUGGGUACGUUCCAAUUAUUUAAUAAAGAGGCGUGUAGAGAUUUUUAGAGCGGUGCCAUGGAAGAAGAAUUGCCUUAAUAGAUGUGUGUAUAUUAUACAUAGGACACAACGGGGGGCAAAGAACCCGUUUCGUGACGGCGAUGAAUGUCUGCAGCUACGGCCGGAGUAAAUAUUUAUAAUCGGAGGGUGUCAUUAUAUUCUGUAACAUAAUAAUAUUGGUUUUUUUGUUGACACGGUCUGCAAUACAUCCAAGCACAACAGAACUCGCGGCGUAUUGUUUUGGGGACGAUUCUAUUGAAUGCUAAUCUGCCGAGAUGAAUUGUUGUGAACAGAAACAACCGCAAUGUGUGGUUGAGAGGCACGCUCAUAAUUACACUGAUUGCAAUUGUUUUUAAAUGUGUGCAUUCUGAGGUUUUAUCCGGCGGGACGCCUUCUCCUCCUCGGCCAGGAAAGAGCGUCUCGUCGCCUUUUAGGAAUUGAUCUUGCGAGUGUUUUGUAUUGAACGAGAAUCUACUGCUGCUGCAUCUGCGUCGUUUCUUCCGCUUUGCUUUUCCUGUGACUCCGGCAGAGAAUCGGUACGCACUGUCGCCCGUUCCGAGGACGACACUCAAGAGUUUUACUAAAAUCAAUAAAAAUGGGAUUAAAUUGUUGUUUUGGUGCCAA
Anolis sagrei ordinatus is the source of this 2326-nucleotide messenger RNA. Lineage: Eukaryota; Metazoa; Chordata; Lepidosauria; Squamata; Anolidae. The record is from RefSeq and is a predicted model, not a curated record.